GAUCAACGUCACCGGUGCAUAAAAUAAGAACAGAAGAUGUUAAACAAGUUUUAGAAAAAUAAACAAAACUGUAUUUCCUCUAGGAUUCAACCUCCAUAUAUGAGCCCAGUGAGACGGGAGCUUAGCUGUCCAUGGGGAAAUGGUGAAAGAUAGGAUGGUCGUGGGCGACUUGAGCAUGUAUAGCCCAAUCCUGGCCUGCUGGCAGCCAAUCCUGAUCUUGAUGUUGGGUUCCAUCCUUUCAGGCUCCGCCACGGGCUGCCCGCCCCGCUGUGACUGUUCUGCCCAGGAACGCUCCGUGCUCUGUCACCGGAAGCGCUUCUUGACCGUCCCCGAGGGGAUUCCUACCGAGACCAAACUUUUGGACCUGGGGAAGAACCGUAUCAAGACUCUCAACCAGGAUGAGUUUGCCAAUUAUCCUCACUUGGAGGAGCUGGAGCUAAACGAGAACAUUAUCAGUGCCAUCGAGCCGGGAGCUUUCAACAAUCUUUUCAACCUCAGGACUCUCGGUCUCAGGAGUAACCGGCUCAAACUCAUCCCUCUCGGGGUGUUCACCGGACUCAGCAACCUGACCAAGUUGGACAUUAGUGAGAAUAAAAUUGUGAUCCUCCUGGAUUAUAUGUUCCAGGAUUUAUACAACCUCAAGUCUUUGGAGGUUGGGGAUAAUGACCUGGUCUAUAUAUCCCACCGGGCCUUUAGUGGCCUCAACAGCUUAGAGCAGCUGACGUUGGAAAAAUGCAAUUUGACUACCAUCCCUACGGAAGCCCUUUCUCACUUGCACGGCUUAAUUGUGCUCCGGUUGCGUCACCUGAACAUCAACGCCAUCAGGGAUUACUCCUUUCGGAGGCUCUAUAGACUCAAGGUCCUCGAAAUUUCACACUGGCCCUAUUUAGAUACCAUGACGUCCAACUGCUUGUACGGACUGAACUUGACGUCCCUGUCCAUCACCCACUGUAACUUGACCUCCAUCCCUUACGUCUCCUUGAGGCACUUGGUCUAUCUCAGGUUCCUGAACCUGUCCUACAAUCCCAUCUCCACCAUCGAAGGGUCCAUGCUCCAUGACCUCCUCAGGCUUCAAGAGAUCCAGCUGGUGGGCGGCCAGCUCACUGUGGUGGAACCGUACGCUUUUCGGGGCCUGAACUACCUGCGCAUCUUGAACGUUUCGGGGAAUCUCCUGAACACCUUGGAAGAGUCAGCCUUCCACUCUGUGGGGAACCUGGAGACGCUCAUCAUAGACAACAACCCCUUGGCCUGUGACUGUCGGCUCCUCUGGAUUUUCCGCCGUCGCUGGAGGCUAAACUUCAACAAACGACAACCCACCUGUGCAACCCCGGAAUUUGUCCAGGGGAAAGAGUUCAAGGACUUCUCCGAGGCUCUGCUGCCCAACUACUUCAUCUGCCGCCGGUCUCGGAUACGGGACCGCAAACCUCAGCAGAUCUUUGUGGACGAGGGCCACACGGUGCAGUUCAUCUGCCGGGCGGAUGGAGACCCACCUCCCGCCAUCAUGUGGCUCUCCCCAAGGAAGCACCUCAUUUCUACCAAAACCAACGGCCGGCUCACCGUCUUCCCCGAUGGGACUCUGGAGGUCCGCUACGCCCAGAUCCAAGACAAUGGCACCUACCUAUGCAUCGCCAGCAACGCCGGCGGCAACGACACCAUGCUGGCCCACCUGCACGUCCGCAGCUACUCCCCGGAUUGGCCCCACCAGCCCAACAAGACCUUUGCUUUCAUCUCGAACCAGCCCAACGAGAGUGAUGCCAACAGCACGCGCGCCACCGUGCCUUUCCCCUUUGACAUCAAGACCCUAAUCAUUGCCACCACCAUGGGCUUCAUCUCCUUCCUGGGGGUCGUGCUCUUCUGCCUGGUGCUUCUUUUCCUCUGGAGCCGGGGCAAAGGCAAUACCAAGCACAACAUUGAGAUCGAAUACGUCCCACGCAAGUCGGACGCGGGCAUCAGCUCGGCCGCUGACGCGCCACGCAAGUUCAAUAUGAAAAUGAUCUAAUGGGGUUUUGUGGGGGGGGAAGCAAUCGACAAAACUUGAUAAAGAGGGGUUGUUGUGUUGUUGUUUUUUUUAAAACAAGAGAGAAAAUACUAAUAAUAAAGACAAAGAGUACAACAAACAUACCAACCUCUCUUCUCUCCACCAAGCUCCUCUGGCCUCCCCGUUCUGUUUCCCGUAAAACCCGCAUCACUUUCUUCCUUGUCCUCUUUGUGAAAACCGUUUGGCUGACGUCUCCAGAACUUCCUGUGUUUGUAGGAUCUACUCCAACAGACUCCGGUGCCAAUCCUAAUGAGAACGGGAAAUUUCAACAAAAUCAAAACAACAAUCAAUAGAAAGUUACGAACUUCUUCUGUAACUUUUGGUUUCAAUAAGUAUGGAUUUUUAUGAAAAGUUGAAAUAAUAAUAAAAAAAAACCUAUUUCCUAUA
This is a messenger RNA of Pogona vitticeps (central bearded dragon), 2425 nucleotides long. NCBI's taxonomy places the organism in Eukaryota, Metazoa, Chordata, Lepidosauria, Squamata, Agamidae. The record is from RefSeq and is a predicted model, not a curated record.